Jaculus jaculus (lesser Egyptian jerboa) is the source of this 1352-nucleotide messenger RNA. Its product is annotated as GTPase IMAP family member 5-like. Gene Ontology annotation, molecular function: GTP binding. The transcript has 4 exons. NCBI's taxonomy places the organism in Eukaryota, Metazoa, Chordata, Mammalia, Rodentia, Dipodidae. The record is from RefSeq and is a predicted model, not a curated record. The coding region runs from base 266 to 1195 and encodes 309 amino acids.
CCUUAAGCUCAGCAAGUACCUGCUGGGUGAGUGCAUCGCCCAGCUGCAGGUCCCGCUGCCCUUGGAAAGCCUGCCAGGUGACCACAGCCCGACCGCCACCAUUCCUGAUAUCCCACACGGUUCCCAUGACAGCCUGCAGGAUGCUGUGGUAGGGCAGAAACGCUAUGUUCAAGGCACAUGUGAACAGGCCCUUUGUCAACUGAACCUUACAUUGGAGACAGGGAGACUGUUAAACCUGAGCCAUGAUUCCAAUACACUAAUAAGAAUGGAGGGAAUGCGGAAGAGCACAUAUGGAACUAUGGCUGAGGGGACAGGAGACGAUGACUGGCUUGCAGCGUGUUCCGCACUGAGGAUCCUCCUGGUGGGCAGGUCAGGCAGUGGGAAAAGCGCCACAGGGAACAGCAUCCUCUGCAGGCCAGCGUUCGAGUCCAAGCUGGGGGCCCAGUCGGUGACCAGGACAUGCCAGCGGGAGAUGAGCACGUGGAAUGGGAGAAGCAUCCUGGUGGUGGACACGCCCAAUAUCUUCGAGUCAAAGGCCCAGAACCAAGAGAUGGACAAGGACAUUGCAGACUGUUACCUGCUGUGUGCCCCAGGGCCCCACGUGCUGCUGCUGGUCACCCAGCUGGGGCGCUUCACGGCCCAGGAUGCCAUGGCUGUGAGGAGGGUGAAGGAGGUGUUUGGGUCAGGGGCCACAAGAUACAUGGUCGUCCUCUUCACCCACAAGGAAGACCUGGCGGACGAGUGCUUGGAUGACUACGUGGCCCACACGGAGAACCACAGCCUGCAGCGCCUGAUCCAGGAGUGCGGCAGGAGAUACUGUGCCUUCAACAACCGGGCCACGGGCCAGGAGCAGAGGAGGCAGCUGGACGAGUUCAUGGCCCUGGUGGAGAGGCUGGAGCGGGAGUGUGGCGGCUCCUUCCACAGCAAUGAGCUCUUCUUUCAUGCCCAGAGGGUGUGGCAAUGUGGGGCUGGUGCCUACCAGCAAGACUACAGGCACUUCCUGGCCGAGGUGAGGCAGCAGCUGGACAAGCAGAAGCAGGGGCUGGAGGAGCAGGAGAGGAACUGUGCGCUCAAGGCGCUCCUCAGAGUCAGACGGUGGAUGGCUUCCCACGUCGCGCUCUCUGCUGGUCUCAUUAUCUGUGGUUUGAUUCUUCUUGCCCUCAUAAUCAACUUGUGUAUUAUUCAAUGGAAAUGAGCCUUUUCAGGUGAAGUCUACAGUCAUCACUCCCCCUGAUUCACCAUCUCUGUCUUUGUGGGUCACUUCUCCUGUCACAUAAUUUCACACUCAGUUUGGCUUCCUGGCAUCAGACAUGUCCUGUAAUGCCUCUAAGUAAAUAAAACGUGAAUGAAAA